GGGGAUAAAAAGGAGUGCCCUUCAGUUUAAGAACUCGUUCAAUGCUUGACGCCGCGGCAAAUGUUUUCUUUAGACAUUGUUAUACUUAUCUUGUAGUUUGUCUAAUUGCUUUUAUUUGGCUUUGUAAACAAUAAUCGAGACGAUGUGGGUGGUGCCCCGAUUGUCAAGACCCGAUUUGUAAAAGUGAGAUUAGGAGGAACCCUUUUAUUUAUAGAUGAGUGUCUUAAAGACAACAGCCAAUGUCCAUGUUGAGGUACCAGCCAAAGAGAUAAAGAAAAUAGGACAUUACCAUGAAGAUAUCCAUCCAGCUCUGCUAGAACACUCAAGACACUUCGACCUAGAGGUGCCAAUAUCAUACAAUCCCAUACUUGAGAGAGUAAUGUCUUUGAAACAGAAACCGCAGAGGAUGGAAAAGGGAGAACGCAUGAAGCCCCCUCAUUCUUACAUCGCGCUUAUUGCUACAGCCAUUUUGAAUUCACCAGAGAAGAGGCUCACUUUGACCGAGAUCAAUGAUUACUUAGUAAAGCACUAUGUAUUCUUUAGAGGGUCGUACCAAGGAUGGAAGAACUCUGUACGACAUAAUUUAUCCUUUAAUAAGUGUUUUGUCAAAAUCUUGCGCGACCCUGCAAGACCUUGGGGGAAGGACAACUACUGGACGGUGAGCUCGCUCAACGAUUAUCUGCUAUCUGACGGCAGUUUCAGGAGAAGAAGACGACGAAAACCUAAGAAGAGAGACAGUGAAAGCACUGCAAGAAGAGAAAGGCUACUGCAAGCGGACUUUCAGGAAGAAUUUAGGCACGAUUCACAACAUCACCGGAGCUCUGCACUGCUUCUACCACAACUUCCACUACACAGGGUCGAAUCUAUCUCAACGCAGCAAAACAAGACCACGAAAUUCCAUGGUUCAUUUUCCAUCGAGAACAUCCUUGCAGAUGACAAAGAUGUUGAGAGGAGAACGUCUCCACAAGAUUCAGAUCGUCUUCCCGUACCAACCCAAGCUAAUGCAACUUCCAGAUCUUCGAUUCCUUUCAUAAACUUAGGAGAAGGAACCCUAAAGGCGCCGACCACCAACUGCCAUCACUCUCCAGCUCGCCCUAUUCAUCCAUCGCACGAACACAUCAUGUUUCGGCCUCCACAUCACCAAGGGGUCUUACCACACAGCUGUGAACUAUGGAACGCCUAUCCACAUUGUAUUCCACAUUGUUAUUGUCGAUGCUAUUAGAAUUGAUUGAACUACACUAAGUGUAUGGUUAUGGGAUGUCAGGAACUAGGGUAAACUCGUCGUGAUGUGUGCUGCGUUUUGGGUCACACGUCCCACAGAAUUAUUCCCGAACAAAACUUUUAUAUGAAUUUUCAACAAUGGAAAAGUUUUAUCGAGCCACUGCCCGCUUGAAACUACUUGGGAAGAUCUACUGGUGAGCUUAAAGUAAAAGAAAUAGAUCAAAAACAAUGAAGUAGUGAGUCUGAAGGCUUUUUGGAAGGGUCUCCUUUUCGAGCAACGAACAAUCACGCGUUGAGAACAAUGGCCUCUCUAGUUGCCUUCUUGAAAUUAAGAGACCAUUUUUGUAAAGCUUUCUGGCUAGUUUUAUCGAUUAUUUGGACAUAAAGAACUUUAUUUUCUUAACAAAAUUCGAACAAAACUCACUGCAAAGAUAUUCUUGCAGUUGUUGGAGAAAAGUCAACAUAUGGUUCUGGAAAACUCCAUGUUAUCAAAAUCCUUCUUGGACAUUCAACUUAUGUUGUCUUUACCUACAUUUUUUUUAAAUAUUUUCUUCUUGUUUUAACAAACAACAUAUAAUUGUAAAUAAAAUAUAUUUUCAGUA
Molecule: messenger RNA, 1823 nt
Organism: Actinia tenebrosa (Australian red waratah sea anemone)
Lineage: Eukaryota; Metazoa; Cnidaria; Anthozoa; Actiniaria; Actiniidae
Biological process (GO): regulation of transcription by RNA polymerase II; anatomical structure morphogenesis; cell differentiation
Molecular function (GO): DNA-binding transcription factor activity, RNA polymerase II-specific; RNA polymerase II cis-regulatory region sequence-specific DNA binding
Source: RefSeq, a predicted model, not a curated record